GGGAGCCGGGGCACUAACGAUGCUGGCCAGGGGGCUCUUGAGUGGGAGGCUGGACUUCUCGCUGCCUCAGUUUCCUCAGCACUAUCUCUGGGAGAAGUCAGGCGACAAGGCAACGGGCCAAACGCGCGCCUGCACACAGUCCGAUUGUCCUUAGGCUGUCCCCGCGCUCCCCACCCGCCCAAGUCUGAUGGAGAAGGCUCCUCUCUGGGCGCUGCCUCCCAAGCCCUUUAAAAGCCAGUCCUCCCGUUCGAGCCUCUCGUCAUUCCAUUGGAAAGGCUCUUGAUCCCUACUCCAGAAUUAACUGCUCAGGCUGCCGCGGGAGAAUUUUUUCUCGGAGCUGUAACUGCGCAGGUGCAAGGCAGCAAACCCGGAAGGCGGAAAAGCCGGUUGAGGCCGCCGGGCUCGGGGGCGGAGAGCGUGUGAACCAAUGACCUGAAGGAGUUAGGGAGGGCGGGAUUAGGCCCGCGGUUACUUAACGCUACCCUGGUGGGAGGUGAUUUAAGAAAUGGGGUGAAGGGUGCCUCAACGGCUCUUCGUGUCACCGUCCUUGUGGCCCGCGGAAGUUAAGCAGCAGAGAGGAGGGCCUAGCGCCGGAAGCAGGAAGGAGGGCGCAGGAAGCAGGGCCCCGUAGCCAGUAGCGCUGUCGGUCCGUGGGUCUGUCGGUCCCGAGGGCAGGAUGGAGAAGCUGCGGCUCCUGGGCCUCCGCUACCAGGAGUACGUGACUCGUCACCCGGCCGCCACGGCCCAGCUGGAGACGGCAGUGCGCGGCCUCAGUUACCUGCUGGCAGGUCGUUUCGCCGAUUCGCACGAGCUGUCAGAGCUGGUGUACUCUGCCUCUAACCUGCUUGUGCUGCUCAAUGACGGAAUCCUACGGAAGGAACUUCGGAAAAAAUUACCCGUGUCCCUGUCCCAGCAGAGGCUACUGACAUGGCUGAGCGUGCUGGAGUGUGUGGAGGUGUUCAUGGAGAUGGGGGCCACCAAAGUGUGGGGCGAAGUAGGACGUUGGCUCGUCAUCGCCCUCAUCCAACUGGCCAAGGCUGUACUUCGGAUGUUCCUGCUGAUCUGGUUCAAGGCUGGCCUCCAGACCUCACCCCCCAUCGUUCCGCUGGACAGGGAGACCCAGGCACAGUCCCGGGAUGGUGACCACAGCGCUGGUAGCCAGGAGCAGUCAUAUGUGGGGAAGCGGUCAAACCGGGUGGUGCGAACCCUCCAGAACACUCCGUCCCUGCACUCCAGGCACUGGGGGGCCCCGCAGCAGCGGGAGGAGCUGGGCGUCGCCCCCACCCCACUGGGGCUGCAGGAGACCAUCGCUGAGUCCUUGCAUAUCGCCCGGCCCCUGCUGCACUUGCUUAGCCUGGGCCUCUGGGGUCAGCGGUCGUGGACACCCUGGCUCCUGUCCGGUGUCGUGGAUGUGACCAGCCUGAGCCUCUUGAGCGACAGGAAGGGCCUGACCCGGAGGGAGCGGCUGGAGCUGCGGCGCCGGACCAUCCUGCUGCUCUACUACCUGCUGCGCUCCCCGUUCUACGACCACUUCUCUGAGGCCAAGAUCCUCUUUCUACUCCAGCUCCUGGCAGACCACGUCCCAGGCAUUGGUCUGGUCACAAGGCCGCUCAUGGAUUACUUGCCCAACUGGCAGAAAAUUUAUUUCUACAGUUGGGGCUGACGGACAUUCUGGAAGUGGGGUGUGGGGAGGGGCAGGGGGUGCCUCAGCUCUUCAAGUCCCCUGGGCCCCUCUGCCCUAAUAAAACUGACUCUGGCAGUGUCCA
This is a messenger RNA of Bubalus bubalis (water buffalo), 1766 nucleotides long. It is a transcript of the gene PEX16, whose product is annotated as peroxisomal biogenesis factor 16. The coding region runs from base 677 to 1663 and encodes 328 amino acids. NCBI's taxonomy places the organism in Eukaryota, Metazoa, Chordata, Mammalia, Artiodactyla, Bovidae. The record is from RefSeq and is a predicted model, not a curated record. Gene Ontology annotation, biological process: peroxisome organization. The transcript has 11 exons. Gene Ontology annotation, cellular component: peroxisomal membrane.